AAAUUAAGUUUAUAAAUAUCGCAUAAAUUUAAAUCUCCCUACAGUUUUAGGGGUAUUAAGCCCACUUUCAAAAGCUCUCCUAAACUUUUUUAAAUUCCUUUUUUUGUGCAUUAAUAAUACAUAUUGUCAACGUAUAACUUAAUCUAUAUGAUUGAUAGAGAUCAGCAGCAGAUAAAGGGAAAUUAAGUCGUUAACUAGGUGGAUCCAAUUUUGACUAAAACUUUGUCCUCCAGUCUAUAGUUUCUCAAAGAAUAUCAUAAUUUUUAUUAUUAUUAAUUAUAUCAGCUCUUAAACCAAUCUGAAUUAUGUUCAUACGAAUUUUUAAACAUUUAUUUAAAGCAAGAAUUUAGCUCUGCGAAAUAAUAUCGAUCGGUUUGAAGUUUGAAAAAUAUGUGCAGGAGUUAUAUUUAAUAGGUUGCUAGAGCAACAACAAGCACAUGUAUAUUGUGGCAACAGGGUUUGGAGCUGCUUUUGAAACUUGGCAACGAUACAAAACGAUGUUACUUACGUAUAUAUAAAUUUAAAUACAAGCUAGCGUUACAAAAAUAUUUUCAGUACAAUAGAGAUUUCGAGAUAGAUAUAUGUAUAUUUGCUAAGCGAAAGGAGGAAGUUCUCUCUUUUUAAAGCUAAAUAUCAUGUCGCUGGUCUACAUAACACAUCACAAUGAGAACAUCUUUAAUUUGGAGCGCGAGCCCGAGAAGCCACAGGAAGCGAGCUUGGAGGUUCAUGCUACAUCCAAGAAGGCAGCCAAGUUUUCCAAGGGUCUGCGCGAUCGUCUGAGCAUGGAGUACAAGAAGCAUUCGAUGAUUACGCUUAAGGAUGGCAUGCGUCUGCUCACGGAUGCCAAGAAGUCGUAUCAUCGCACCAUGGGCUGUGCCAAUGUGCCGCUCGAUCCGCCCUGCGCUUAUCUGCGCAAGAAUCAGGGCGUCAAGUGGCGUCGCGAGAAUCUGCACGUGUGUCCCAAGAGUGCGCAUAUGCCGCCGCUGCCUGAGAUGGGCAAAAAGGAAAAGAAGGCCGAUAUGGUGCCCAAUUUUGUGCUGCGCAAUAUCAGGUGUGCACGGAGCACUGUGCGCUGUCCACCGCCGCCGCGCUACGUGGACACGCCCGUGGGCACACGCCAGAAUUUACUCAACUCGGGCAUGGUGCCGCAGUUUGUGUGCCGCAAGGACUUUGGCAAGGUGCCCGUCUACAUAGAGAAGACCAAGAAGAUGCUCAAGGAAAUGCAUGGCGUUUGCUGCAAGGAGCAGGCGCGUCUCAUGGAACUCUGCGGCGGCAUGAAGCUGUCCGAAUCAAUGGAAGCUCUCACCAAGCCGACGCGUGCCGACGGCGCACCACCCGAAAUGCCCGGCAUGCGCGUAAUGGAUCAAGCGGAACGCAACGAUAUACUUGUGGGCCUGCGCGCCCAUUUGAAUGAGAUGACCAAGAGCUAUCAGUCCAUGUCCCUGCUGAUCGACAGCGAGAAUAAGCGUCAGCGCAAGGGCAAACUGGAGAGUGAUCUGCGCCAGCUCGAGCAGGAUAUAUUGCUGCUAGAGACCAGUCCUAUUAUUUAUGUUUCACUGUAUUAACCUAUGUACUGGCACGCACACACACACACACACAUACUAAGGGGAGCACGCACGCACACACGUACACACACACACAUGCACACUUAAAAGGUACGUUCAAAUAAAAAUUUAACGGGCAUCUUCUAAAUUCCGAAACCUUAUCAACUCCGCAAAGUUUCGUACUCAAAAAAAAAAUAAAGCUGCCCAAAAAACUGCGGAAUUGAUUCGGCAUCGGAAUUUGGAAUGGCUCGCUUCAUGUUUAUGCAUCCAACA
Messenger RNA from Drosophila virilis, 1817 nucleotides. RefSeq names its product enkurin. Gene Ontology annotation, cellular component: acrosomal vesicle. Lineage: Eukaryota; Metazoa; Arthropoda; Insecta; Diptera; Drosophilidae. The record is from RefSeq and is a predicted model, not a curated record. Gene Ontology annotation, molecular function: calmodulin binding.